Gongylonema pulchrum is the source of this 387-nucleotide messenger RNA. NCBI's taxonomy places the organism in Eukaryota, Metazoa, Nematoda, Chromadorea, Rhabditida, Gongylonematidae. The record is from the annotation of a GenBank genome assembly.
AUGUUAAACAGCAAAAUAACAACCAUUUAUACUGUUGGUGAUCUGACUGCUUCAAGUUUAGCGCAUGAUCGCUCCGCAAGAAUGGACGUCGGCAAAGAAACUGGAUUGAGUGAAUCAUGGGAUUUGAAUGUGACUCCGAAUCCUUCCAAAACCGAACAACAAACAAGUACUCCAAUAAGCUAUGGUGGGCCGCUAACUCUGAUCCUGUUUGGUGGCGAAGCGGCCACGGAAUAUGGGUGCAUCACGCAGUCAUCUCAGAAAAUCGGUAUUUGUGCAUUCAGAAGCGACUCUCCAGAAGUGCCUUCAUUUUUCAAGUUUGUUUAUUUGUCCGCCAUUCAUUCGAACUACAGGAAUUUAAUCCUCAACAUGGUGUCGAUCCGACCAUAA